UCCUCUAUCGAUACAUUUGCAUGUUUGUUAACUGAGAAAUUUUCACAUGCUUAAAAACACAGACAUGAACGACCUUUCUUUGGCUUGUCACAUAUAUCCCUCAUGCAACACUCAUGAUCCUCAAUCCUAUAUAACAUGCACACAACCCUCCUCUUUCUGAAUGAGAACUAAUCCAACACAAAUCAAUGGAGUCGAAGAGCGCGCGAGCCACCGCCAUCGUCGUCCUAGCCCUAAUGCUCGUCUUUCUUGCGGAAACGAGCUCCGCAUUGUCGUACAAGCAGUGCUACGAGGCCUGCUACCACCCGUGCAGGGCCAACGGAGAACCGAGGUGGAUUUGUAAAAUAAAAUGCUUCACCACCUGUCUCUCAUCUUCAAGUGUUGCCGGCAAAUGCUACGAUUUGUGUUUCCGCUCUUCAUGCAGCCAUCCUGGUAACUCAGAUGAGAAGGCGAUGGGUAAGUGCAUGGACAAAUGCUUCAGUAUGUGUGGCAAACAGUGAUCAAGCUUCUCUCUCGAGCAAAUGCGCGUGGCGAUGUCAUAAUUAAAUCCAAAUUAAGCUAUAUUUGUUCUAUUGAGUGUUUCACCCAAUUAUGGGAGGUAAAUAAAGGCAAAAUGUG
Molecule: messenger RNA, 615 nt
Organism: Ananas comosus (pineapple)
Lineage: Eukaryota; Viridiplantae; Streptophyta; Magnoliopsida; Poales; Bromeliaceae
Exons: 2
Coding region: 186-497 (103 amino acids)
Source: RefSeq, a predicted model, not a curated record